Messenger RNA from Vigna unguiculata (cowpea), 911 nucleotides. RefSeq lists its product as uncharacterized. The record is from RefSeq and is a predicted model, not a curated record. NCBI's taxonomy places the organism in Eukaryota, Viridiplantae, Streptophyta, Magnoliopsida, Fabales, Fabaceae.
UGAGGGAGCGUGGAGCAUGUGCUUUGCAGCAGUAGCCGACCCUUCUUUCGCUUAAUCAAUGAGAUAAGGGAACUAACUCAUCAUCCUUCUAUGAAUAAAAAGGACUCAUUUUUCAUCCCUCCUCAUCUCACGGAUCUUGCUUUCUCUCUCUCUCUCUCUCUCUCUCUCACUCUCUCUGCUUCAUCUUCUUCUUAUAUAACCUCCACUCAAAAACACCAUUUCUUCAUCCAAAUGGCCUCUUGGAAGAAAACCAUCACGACACCCUUCAAAAAAGCUUGCACCUUUUUCAACAACAACCCACCAAGGGAUCAAAAGAAGUCUCAACCAGAGCAAGAGAGGCGAGUGAUGGAUCUGCACGGGGAAGUGAUGGCAUGUGGGUAUGAAGAUGUUCAAGUUAUGUGGUCGAUUCUCGACAAGUCCAAAUCCACCAACUGCAAUAUACCCUCUUCAACCUGACCCUAUCCUUCUUCUUCUUCUACCAAUCAAUCGAAAAUGGCACUGCAGCAAUUAGCUAAUGUUUUUGUAUGCUAAUGUUUAAGGUCAUCCUCAUCAUCAAUGUAAUCCUCAUCCCAGAAAAUGAAAAAAAAAAUGCAGUUUAGUUUAGUUUAGUUUAGUGUAGUGUAGUGUAGAGGUGUUGUAAUUUGUGAGGUCAAAAUGUGAUGUGUUGUUGUAGGGAAUCCCCAUGAUUGAUGAGAAAAUCAUGGCGAGAUUGUUAUGAUGAAAUGUAGAUUAGAUUUUUUUUUAACUCUCUCUCGUUUAGUCAAUAGUCAAUGUUCAGAUUUCGAGACAGAAAAAUAUCUUAUAGAGGACACUGAACAUGGGACAGCGUGUUCGACUGUCAUGGUUCCUUUGUUGUUGGCCAUCAAUUAUUGAUGAUAAGAACAAUGAGGAUAACAUAAAAUUUUAUUCUA